ACAUCACAUGUGCGCAUAUAUUCUUCCUACUCAGAACUCCAUUAAUGCUCUUCCCGACCUCAAUGCUAUAUUCGCAACAUAAACAUAAACACAAACACUAGUUCUCCUCCUCCUGAAUCAUGGCUCUUGUCAGUAGGCUUCAAUCUCUGUCUUCCUCUUUGUCUUCCACCCAUUUCAGAAAACCCGAUUCCUUAAACCCUCAACCCAUUUGCUCUCUACACUUCAACAACUCCCCUUCUUACACUUCUCCUUUUACAGAGAAGCAUUCCAUUGAGAGGUACCAGAGAGACCAGUGGCUAUACAAUAACCAAUUGGAGCAACCCACUCUUUUCUCUCUCCCUCCUGAUACUGAUGCUGAUGCUGACUCUGAUCUCACAAGGCAGAAUGACAUUGCUUUGCAGCUACCAGAGCUGAGAAAGCUGCUUCAGGUGCUAAGAGAGAAGAGAGAGAGGGAAGGAGGGUGUGGUGGAGGAGGAGGCAAGUGUGGGCCUGGCAAUGUCUUCUUGGUCGGCACUGGCCCUGGGGACCCUGAACUCCUCACAUUGAAGGCUGUCAGAGUUGUACAGAGUGCUGAUUUAUUGUUGUAUGAUAGGCUGGUGUCCAAUCAUGUGUUGGAUUUUGUUGCCUCUGAUGCUAGACUUGUCUAUGUGGGCAAGACUGCCGGGUACCAUAGCAGAACCCAGGAGGAGAUACAUGAAUUGCUACUGAGUUUUGCUGAAGCUGGAGCUACUGUUGUGAGACUAAAAGGAGGGGAUCCACUGGUGUUUGGAAGGGGUGGAGAGGAGAUGGAUUUUUUGCAACAGCAAGGAAUUCAAGUGCAAGUUAUUCCAGGUAUCACUGCUGCUUCUGGGAUAGCAGCAGAGCUAGGGAUCCCAUUAACUCACAGAGGUGUUGCAAAUAGUGUAAGAUUUCUGACCGGGCACUCCAGGAAGGGAGGAACCGAUCCUCUUUUUGUGGCAGAGAAUGCAGCUGACCCUGAUUCAACCUUGGUGGUAUACAUGGGUUUGUCGACUCUCCCUUCUCUUGCUCAAAAGUUGGUCCAUCAUGGUCUGCCACCAACAACACCAGCUGUUGCAGUUGAGCGAGGGACCACACCUCAACAGCGCAUGGUCUUUGCAGAACUGAAGGAUCUUGCCAAUGAAAUUACAUUAGCAGAGUUAGUAUCACCAACGCUCAUCGUCAUUGGGAAAGUAGUUGCACUUUCACCAUUGUGGCCACAUACUUUGAACGAAGUGGCUGCUCUUGUCGGAGCCAUAUAGACACAAUUGAGUAAUGCAACAAGUACCUUCAUCAUCCACUUUGACUUCAGAAAUUUGGCUCAAUGCUCAUAAUUUUCAUAAUUUGGACUUCCAGCUCAAAUUCAAAUCAAUUUGAAUGGUGGACGAUGAUCUUGCGUAAGAUUGAAGUGAGUUAGCUGCUUCUUUUUUGGAGGCAGAUACAUUUUCGAGGAGCUAACUAUUUACAAACAGUGCUGGGUUGUGCUAGAACAUUGUUUGAUGCUUCCUUGUGCGGGAAGAAUGAAUUUCAUGCACUGAAGCGAAAGAGGGAGCUGGGUUUUUGUUCACUGGCAGACAGAAAAAACGAGCCUUUUGUUCUGAGGUUGUUUCAAUCUAAACCUAGGUAUUAGCAUAAGGGUUCUUAGGUGGAACAAGACGUGUAAUAGGAGCCUUGAUUGAGUCAUGUUGACGAAUGAAAAUUUUUGCAAAUUCUUUCAUUCAUUUGAUGUUGCGAUUCGUUCAAGUGAUUUUGGUUAACAGUA
Molecule: messenger RNA, 1759 nt
Organism: Rosa rugosa (rugosa rose)
Lineage: Eukaryota; Viridiplantae; Streptophyta; Magnoliopsida; Rosales; Rosaceae
Product: S-adenosyl-L-methionine-dependent uroporphyrinogen III methyltransferase, chloroplastic-like
Exons: 5
Coding region: 120-1259 (379 amino acids)
Biological process (GO): siroheme biosynthetic process
Molecular function (GO): uroporphyrin-III C-methyltransferase activity
Source: RefSeq, a predicted model, not a curated record